Rhododendron vialii is the source of this 1213-nucleotide messenger RNA. RefSeq names its product vesicle-associated protein 1-3-like. Gene Ontology annotation, cellular component: endoplasmic reticulum membrane; plasma membrane. Lineage: Eukaryota; Viridiplantae; Streptophyta; Magnoliopsida; Ericales; Ericaceae. Gene Ontology annotation, biological process: endoplasmic reticulum membrane organization. The coding region runs from base 176 to 817 and encodes 213 amino acids. The record is from RefSeq and is a predicted model, not a curated record. The transcript is spliced from 8 exons.
GGCAGCAAUACAAUAAACCAGCACGUUUGGUAACCAAAAUAAAUUAAGACCCCCAGCAGUCUCCUUGAUCAACUUAUUAAAAAAGAAAUAAAUAAGCCCUAAUUCCUGUUCCUCGAUUUGUAUCGCAACCAAAUUUUCGAGUCUUCUCGUUCGUGUGUCUAUUCGAUUUGGAGAGAUGAGUACAGGCGAUCAUCUCAACAUUCAGCCAUCGGAACUGAAAUUCCCAUUUGAAUUGAGGAAACAGAGUUCCUGUUCCAUGCAGCUGACCAACAAAACUGAUCAAUAUGUGGCGUUCAAGGUUAAAACAACCAAUCCCAAGAAGUAUUGUGUUCGACCCAACAACGGUAUUGUUUCGCCGGACUCUGCAUGCAAUGUAACAGUCACAAUGCAAGCGCAGAAGGAGGCACCACCUGAUAUGCAGUGCAAAGACAAAUUUCUCAUUCAAAGUGUUAUUGCGCCUAAUGGUGCAACUGCUAAAGAUAUCACUCCAGAAAUGUUUAAUAGGGAGGAUGGGAAGGUUAUUGAGGAGUUCAAAUUAAGGGUUAUUUACAUACCUGCUAACCCUCCCUCACCAGUUCCCGAAGGAUCAGAAGAAGGAUCUUCUCCGAGGGCAUCUGCGGUUGAGGAAGGGAAUCAAAGUGCUUCAUUGUCUGAUGCUGUAACAAGAUCUUUGGUGGAGCCUUUAGAGAAAUCUUCGUCUUCAGAGGCAUGGUCUUUGAUGUCCAAGUUGACAGAGGAGAAAGCUUUUGCUAUACAACAAAAUCAGAAACUCCGUCAAGAAUUGAUAGCUCUCGACUAUCGUUUGGAACUAACAUGAAGAUUUUGUUCUUAAUCUUGGGUAUGGCAGUAGCCAACGAGCUGGUGCUUUUUCGUAGCCAUUUUGUCUUUAGGGAUGUCACUUUAUUUCUAAUGACGAGAUUUUACUUUUUAGGCUUCCUCCCUUACUAGCUUUUAUGUUUCCUUAUAUGGGACCUCUGUUCAAAUGAGAGAUCGGAUUGAAAUCACUCUUAUCCAUUAAUACUUUUUGAGUGAGUAAAACAAAGCACAAUUGAGUGCAUGCACUAUUGUCUGAGAAUGAACGCUUUUCCUUGUUGGCACUAUUAAGCAGAUGCCCAUUAUAUGGACAUGAUUCUGUUCUAAUCAUCUUCCGUACAGCUGCUGAGUAGACAAUUGUCAAUGCUUUUUUGUUUGGGUGAAAGUGUGUUUCAUUGAU